Molecule: messenger RNA, 1881 nt
Organism: Moesziomyces antarcticus
Lineage: Eukaryota; Fungi; Basidiomycota; Ustilaginomycetes; Ustilaginales; Ustilaginaceae
Exons: 1
Coding region: 1-1881 (626 amino acids)
Biological process (GO): RNA polymerase II preinitiation complex assembly; transcription initiation at RNA polymerase II promoter
Cellular component (GO): transcription factor TFIID complex
Molecular function (GO): RNA polymerase II general transcription initiation factor activity
Source: RefSeq, a predicted model, not a curated record
AUGAGCGAGGCAAGCGGCUCUGCGUCGCCCUCUGGAGAUGCAGGAGCACGAGGAAUUCGACCAAAACGUGCGGUCCGACCGACUGCCAAGGCUCUCUUGGCGAGAGAGCAGUCGCCGGAUGGAUGGGAGCAUGGCGGAAGCAAGCGGUCGCAGCCAUCGCGGCCCAUCCGCACAUCAUCCGGUGCACGUCCGCAGAUCAAGCUCAAGAUGAAAGCUUCGGGAGGGGGCACCGCGGCUGGAGUAGGCCAGGGACCCAAGACGCAACCGUACAUGCAAGGGUACGAUCGCGAGCUGGACUCGGAAGACGACGAGACCGGGGAGGGCCUUGCCUUUGAGGAGCAGCUCAUCUUCCGCAUGCCGGAAGGUCCCGAAUGCGACAAGCUGCGCGAGUCGAUCCAGAAGCGUCAGCUGGGCGACGACGUCUGGUUCAAGUUCAAGGACUCGAGGCGCGCAGUUGUGCACGUCGGCGAAUCUCUCUUUUCGGCCAAGCUGGUCGAUCUGCCUACCAUCACAGAGUCGCAUAAGACGCUCGACAAUCGGCAAUUCUUCAAGGUCGCCGACAUUGCGCAGAUGCUCGUGGUCGAGGGCAAGAUCGCGGACGAGUCGCAAGCGUCGUCGAGCGGCGCUGGCAAAGGAUUCAACAUUGAAGAUUUUGUCUAUCCACACGGCAUCACGCCGCCCAUGCAAUGGGCACGAAAGCGUCGCUUCCGCAAGCGCGCUGCACGUCGGGCGAUCGAGACUGUGGAGAAAGAGGUGGAGCGCCUGCUCAAAGCGGACAAGAAGGCAGAAGAGGUCGAGUACGAAAUGAUCGACGCGGCCGACGAGGGCGGAUCGGACGAGGACGAUGCGCGCGGCCAAUCGCGUAGAGGCGUAUCGUCUCCUGGCGGGUCCCAGGCCGAGACGCCCAUGCCGGACGGCUCCGACGCUGGCUCGCAGGAUGAGGAAGGGGAUGACGGAGACGAUGACGAAGAUGGUCAAGGAGCACGACGCCGGGCUCACGCUGAAGAUGGAGGCGAGGGCGGCUACGAUGAUGCGGACCUCGAUGACGAGGAUGACGUGGACGAAGAUCUGGCGGCCGAGCUGGAUGCUGCGCUGGAAGAGGAGGACGACGAUGACGACGACGGCGAAUCGACGCGCGGGGCAGGGAGCGAGGCUCAGAGUCGUGCGAGCGACCAGGAAGACCUGUGGGAUGAUGAUGACGACGACGAUGCCGACGACGGCGGGGACGAGGAUGACGAUGAAGAGGACGAGAACGACGAGGAGAAGGAGCAGCGUGUUCGCGAGGCGCAGCUGGAGGCAGAGUGCAGGGAGCUCGAGACGCUGGUGCGCCGAAAGCAGAGCGACGUCGACGGCACCAUGAACCUGAUCAUCAAGAAUCGGCAUCAGCAGGCGUUGCGCAAGCUCACGACGGAGCGCGACUUGAAGCGGAACCAGCUGGCAGAAAUCAAGCAGUCGCGCAAGGAGCGAAAGGAGGCGAAUCUGGCCGCCGCAGCUGCAGAGGAAGCCGCGCACGAGGCUGCUGCUUCGUCGAGUGGGGCCGCCGCCGAGCAUCGCGAAGACCAGGACGAACAUCACUCUCCCGAACGACCGCAUGAAGAUGUGCAGCGACAGCAGCCGGUCACGGCGUCGUCGUCUGGGCCAAUGUCCGCAGCCAUCGCCGCGAAGGAAUCGCAAGGUUCUGCUCCGAAUGGCGGAAUGCCCCCUCCCGCUUUACCCGCCAGUCGCAACCGUCCGCAGUCCUCCGCAUCUGCGGCUCAGCCGGCAGGCGGAUCAGCACCAGACCAAUCAAGUAUACCCAAUGACGAUGGUGAUGGCGACGGCGACGGCGAUGGAGACCUCUGGGAUGACGAAGACGAGGAGGAGGAGGACAACGGGAACUGA